Drosophila grimshawi is the source of this 1701-nucleotide messenger RNA. RefSeq names its product xylulose kinase. Gene Ontology annotation, biological process: D-xylose metabolic process; xylulose metabolic process. Lineage: Eukaryota; Metazoa; Arthropoda; Insecta; Diptera; Drosophilidae. Gene Ontology annotation, molecular function: D-xylulokinase activity. Bases 1 to 1701 code for a protein of 566 amino acids. The transcript has a single exon. The record is from RefSeq and is a predicted model, not a curated record. Gene Ontology annotation, cellular component: cytosol.
AUGUGUCAAAGACGUGCAACAAACCACAGUGGUAACAGCUACUUGGGCAUCCAUCUGGGCAUUGAGCGUCUGGAGGCCGUUCUGCUGAAUGCCGAACUUCAGGUCACCUACACUGCUGUGAUACGCUACGAUGUGGAUCUGCCCGAAUAUGGGACAAUAUUUGGUGUUAAUUUCAACGCUCUUUCCAAUAAAUUCCAAAUAAAUCCCGUAAUGUAUAUUAAAGCGCUGGACAUGCUCCUCAAUUGUCUUGCGUCGCAAGGAGCCGAUUUACAUUCAGUGGCAGCAAUUGGUGGUGCAGCACAUCAAUAUGGCGCCAUCUAUUGGUCGCUAGCAGGGUUUCGCUCACUCUGCGGACUAAAUCCAUUGAUGCGUUUGCACGAGCAGCUAACUGAGAAAUCGUUUUCGUUUCGCAGUUUCUUCUAUAUGAAUGAUUCGCUCAAUGUGCAGAGUUACGAUAUGGACGAACAACUGGGUGGUGCCGAGCAAAUCUCAAUGAUAACGGGAUCAAAAAGUUUUGUGCACACCACAGCUUCUGAAAUACGUAAGGUAUUCCAGGAUUAUCCAUUCGAAUAUGGAAAUACCAUGCGCAUUUCGUUGAUGAGCAGUUUUCUUGCUUCACUAUUCGUUGGUAAUAUUGCCUCAAUUGAGUAUUCCGAUGCCUCACGCAUGAAUCUAUUGAAUAUUGCGGAGAAACAAUGGUCGCCAGAGUGUUUGAAUGCCUGUGCGCCAUGCUUAAGUUUGCGUCUAAUGAAGGCCAUAGCCACGAAUCGACUGCAGGGUCGCAUUGCGGAUUACUUUGUCAACCGAUGGAACUUUAGAAGUGAUUGUAUUAUUGCCACAGCCACUGGCAGCACCGCCUCAUUUUUGGCCAGCCUCAACUUGGACAGCUGCUUUCUGUUUAUAUCACUCUCCGACCGUGAUGAGCUUGUCAUGAGGUUUACUCAACGUCCGAACUUGACAGAGGGUUGCAUCAUCUGCCAUCCCACGUUGCCCAACGAAUAUGUGGGUCUGAUUCGCUUUCGCAAUGGUGGAAAGGUUCGUGCCAGGAUUUGUAAAGAGGUGGCGAAUGGAGAUUGGUUGGAAUUUAAUGAAAUGUUAAAUGCCACACCUAUGGGCAAUGACAACCAUAUAGCAGUGCAUUUCGACGAGCAGGACUAUAUACUUAAGACCCAUGGCACCCUACGUUGGACAAAAUAUAAUGAUGAACUAUCCAAAGAGGUGCUGCAGGCCACACAGCAAUUUCCUGAUCCCAAACUGGAGGCUCGUGCUCUUAUAGAGGGUCAGCUAAUGUAUUAUCGUGCUAUAGCAGCCAAAUCGGGUUUCAUUUUGGGACCAGAUACCAAAGUCCUUGUUUCAGGCAACUACUGCAGCAGUCAAAGCAUACUACAAAUUGUUGCUGAUAUUUUCAAUGCACCUGUGUACAUAAUUAAGGGUCCUGCGGCAUAUGUCAUGGGUGCCGCUUACCGUGCCCGUUAUGCUUUCUAUGAGUAUCGUGAGGAUAACUGCAAUUGCAGAAAAUGCCGCAAUUGUCGUGGCAGAGACACGCGACUUAGUUACUCAGAAUUUAUACAGCAAAUACCAGAUAAUCUUAGCUUGGUAGCCGAACCGACUGCAGGCUGUGCUGCCAUCUAUGAACCUUUGAUGGCACGCUUUAUGAGAAUGUGUAGUCUUCUUGAAACUGAGAAAACAGGAAAAAAAUAA